Scutellospora calospora is the source of this 531-nucleotide messenger RNA. The record is from the annotation of a GenBank genome assembly. NCBI's taxonomy places the organism in Eukaryota, Fungi, Glomeromycota, Glomeromycetes, Diversisporales, Gigasporaceae.
AUGAAUUCAACAUUACAUAUAUCAAAUUUUACAAAUAAAUAUAUUCAAGUUCAAGUUAAACAAAAUGAUCAAAACUUACCUAUUAAAUGUAAAUCUAUAGAUAAUAUAGAUAUUCUACAUCUAUUUCCAAACAAUACUCUUGAUAAAACUAAAGAAUAUAAUAUUUUUUAUAACGAUAAUUUAUUAUAUAAUAUCAAACCAAUUAAAUAUUUUAGAACUAUUAAUUAUACAUUUUGGAAAUGUAUAGCUUACAAUAAACAAGUAUAUUUGGGAUUAAGUGAACUUGCUAAAAAAAUAAAUAUUCCAGAUAAUAUAACAUGUAUUUAUGAGCAAAAUGAUAAAUAUAUAAAAAUUCAAAAAACAAAUCUAUAUGAAGAUGAAUGUUUUAAUAUUAGUAAUAUUGGAAUAUAUAAUUUUUUAAUCGAUAACAGGAUUUUUAAAACAGUAAGAAUAAAUUCAGAACAAGAAAUUACUUUUGUUGAUAAUGAAAAUAUAAAAAAAGAUUAUUUGAUUACUCGAUUUUAUGAUUAA